Triticum dicoccoides is the source of this 2071-nucleotide messenger RNA. Its product is annotated as tubby-like F-box protein 12. The transcript is spliced from 5 exons. The record is from RefSeq and is a predicted model, not a curated record. Bases 546 to 1916 code for a protein of 456 amino acids. Gene Ontology annotation, molecular function: protein binding. NCBI's taxonomy places the organism in Eukaryota, Viridiplantae, Streptophyta, Magnoliopsida, Poales, Poaceae.
UUCGCUCCCCUCCUCCCUCCGGUCUUCCUCUUCUCCCCCCUCCCCUACCGACCUCCAAACCAAGUCCCAUUUCCCCAUCUCAAUCCCACCCAUAAAUCCCCUCGCCCCGCCUCCCGAAUCCCCUCUCGCCUCCGGCCUCACCUCCGCCGCAGCGGCUGCAGAAGAUCGGCCGAUACACCGGACCGGGCUCCUCCUCCGUCCCCGUGUGCCGUUCCACCUUUUCCUGCGCAUCUUUUGGAGCAAAGUUCGCGCCGGAAAGCCUUUUUCUCGCUGUAGGAGAAAGGUCGCGGGUUCGAUCACAGGUGGAAAGCUCGUCGCUUUUGCUCCCCUGUCCGUCUUCUUUGGCUUCCGGGGGCUUUGGGGAAAGAGGAGGAGAGAUCGCUCGCUGCUGGCCACAAAGGGUUGGGAUCUCCUCUCCGCGGAAGAAUCUCUUUCAAGUUUGGGUAGAGCUCGAUUUGGGGCCGUGCCGGAAAGCUCAUUCCGAAGACCUUGACCGCUAGGAGAUCGGUGAAGUUCUGGUUGUCAUCGCAGGGUCUCCGGCAGAUAUGUCUUUCCGCAGCAUAGUCCGCGAUGUUAGAGAGAGCUUCGGAAGCUUAUCAAGGCGGGGCUUUGACGUGAGGAUUUCAGGCCUCCCUGGUCUUUCCGGCCAUCAUCACCGGGGGAAGUCUUUUGGGCCACCGGUUGAGCCACACGGCGGGGCUGUGGUGGCUGAUCAGAAUGGCUGGGUUGGUCUUCCUCCUGAAUUACUUCGUGAUGUGAUGAAAAGGCUGGAGGAAGGCGAGAGCACUUGGCCCUCGCGCAAAGAUGUCGUCGCUUGUGCGGCCGUCUGCAGCGCGUGGAGAGAGAUCUGUAAAGAUAUAGUUCAGAGCCCGGAGUUCUGUGGGAAACUCACUUUUCCGGUGUCGCUUAAACAGCCAGGACCUCGAGAUGGAUUAAUCCAGUGCUUCAUUAGAAGGGACAAAUCAACACUAACCUAUUAUCUCUACCUCUGCCUUAGCCCUGCUGUGCUUAGUGAGAACGGAAAGUUCCUGCUAGCAGCUAAGAGAAAUCGACGGACAACAUAUACCGAAUACGUAAUUUCUGUGGAUUCUAAGAACAUCUCGCGGUCAAGCAACGGCUAUGUUGGAAAAAUGAGGUCGAAUUUCCUCGGCACGAAGUUCAUCGUCUACGACACUCAGCCACCAUACAAUGCCGGGAGCCUCAUCCCAUGCCAGCGUGGCAGCCGCCGCAUCUCUUCCAGGAGGGUCUCCCCAAAGGUGCCCACCGGUAGCUACCCCAUCGCCCAGGUGAAUUACGAGCUCAACGUGCUGGGCACCAGGGGCCCGAGGCGUAUGCAGUGCACGAUGCAUUCCAUCCCGGCCUCUGCAGUCGACCCGGAUGGCGUGGUGCCUGGGCAACCCCAGCAGCUGCUCCCUGGUCCGUUUGACGAGUCCUUCCGCAGCACGAACGCCUCCUCCAGGUUCUCCAUGGCAGACUUCAGCAGUUCUCGCUUCUCAAGCUCCCGAUUCUCAGAUGUAAGUGGUGGGUUGCGGCGAGAGGAGGAAGAUGGGGAUGCCAAGGAGAGGCCAUUGGUUCUACGCAACAAGGUGCCGAGAUGGCACGAGCAGCUGCAGUGCUGGUGCCUCAACUUCCGAGGCAGGGUGACGGUGGCCUCCGUGAAGAACUUCCAGCUGACGGCAGCCGCGCCACAGGUGGCCGCCGUGCCGCCGUCGGAACCUUCGCAGCCGCCCCAGCAGCAGCAGCUCCAGCCUUCAAGUUCAUUGUCGUCAUCGACGUCCGAUCACGAGAAGGUGAUCCUGCAGUUUGGUAAGGUUACCAAGGACAUGUUCACCAUGGACUACCGGUACCCGCUCUCGGCGUUCCAGGCGUUCGCCAUCUGCUUGACCAGCUUCGACACCAAACUGGCCUGUGAAUGAAUAGACCAGUGCAGUGGCACAAGUAUUUAUGUGUGACAAGUCCAUCAAGAUCUUUUGCUUUUUCUAUUGCUGUUGUUGAUUUACUUGUUUAUUUCCCCGAGUGUCAAGAAUGGCAAGAAAUAUAAAGGUUUGGUCGCUGCUAUGUUUUUCAUGCC